This is a messenger RNA of Caenorhabditis remanei, 1230 nucleotides long. RefSeq lists its product as uncharacterized. Gene Ontology annotation, molecular function: protein binding. Gene Ontology annotation, biological process: innate immune response. The transcript is spliced from 3 exons. The coding region runs from base 1 to 1230 and encodes 409 amino acids. The record is from RefSeq and is a predicted model, not a curated record. NCBI's taxonomy places the organism in Eukaryota, Metazoa, Nematoda, Chromadorea, Rhabditida, Rhabditidae.
AUGUUUUGCUUGAAAUGGCUCAACACUCCAUUUAUCGACAAAACUGAGAAAUUUCCGGUUAACGAACAACCAGAAGGACCAAUAAUGGCCAUGCCGGAUCUGGUGAUGAGAAAGAUUAUGGAAAAUGUUGAUUUUAUCACGAUGCUGAAACUUCGAAAAGUGUGUCACGCAUUCCGAGACUUUAUUGAUGUCAUAAAACUGGAUAAUGAGUUGACAAAAGUAAAUAUCUAUGUGACACCGUCGACAAUAAUUGUGCUUAUCCAUUUUGCUUCAGCAUCUAGAAAAUCUGUAAACUUGUAUUACAUUCGAUAUGGGAAGAACUGUUUGUUAAAAGUCAUAGAAGGAGAAAUGAAAGAAGCAAAACUCAUAAAAAACCAAGAUCUUGUAGAUGCAUUUUUCAACGAUUUUGGUUUUAUUCUAAGAAACAAAACAAAACCGUUUAAAUACAUGAAUAUCGAGGAAUCGUCAUAUAAUUGCUAUCCACCAACUUACUACGACCGAGAUCUUCUGAACAGUGUUAAAACUACGUAUUCAAUUUAUGGAUGCUGCACUUCUGCACGUCCAUUGAGAGGUUCCAUCGAACCUGUAACACAUCUAAAACAAAUAAACGAAAUGUAUACGUUGCAACCAACUGCCGAUAAAUUUCAUGAUCGAUUUGAUUGCAUUUUGGAAUCAAGAGAAUCUCUCAUUCCUAUACAAAUUCUGGAUGUUACAGUUUUGCGACCAAGUCAUUUUUUGAAUAUGGCUCGACUCAUUGAUAUGAAACAGUUGAGAUGUAUUGCGAUAAGGAAGACGUAUGGUGAUAGCGAUGAAGAAAAUGGAAAACACCUGGUUUUGAAUGAAAUCGUUGAGUUGAAUGGGUUCAAAUAUAUUCAAGAAUUGAUUAUUAGUGGUUUCAAAGCAACAGUGUCUCUUGAGAAACUUCUUCAUAUACCACAUCUGAAAGUUACCAUUUCAACAAUCACUAUUAAAGAUGUUCUGCUGAACAUGCUCACUUCUCCAACUGCUAAAUCUCGAAGGGUUUACUGUGAUCAUAUAGAAGACGCAGAUACAUUACACAACACCCUUGGGUAUGCGAAUCCUGACUAUCAUAACAUAUACUGGUACUUUAAACUUCCGGAAUCAGAUCAAACGCUCCAAAUGAGCAAGAAAAAUCAUGAUUAUGGCAAUUGUUUUUCAUUUAAAUGGAUCAAAAGUUCAUGCAUUCCUAAAAAUGCGGUGGUUCAUUGA